This is a messenger RNA of Suillus discolor, 438 nucleotides long. Its product is annotated as kinase-like domain-containing protein. NCBI's taxonomy places the organism in Eukaryota, Fungi, Basidiomycota, Agaricomycetes, Boletales, Suillaceae. Gene Ontology annotation, molecular function: ATP binding; protein serine/threonine kinase activity. Gene Ontology annotation, biological process: endocytosis; peptidyl-serine phosphorylation; signal transduction. The record is from RefSeq and is a predicted model, not a curated record. Bases 1 to 438 code for a protein of 145 amino acids. The transcript is spliced from 4 exons. Gene Ontology annotation, cellular component: nucleus; cytoplasm.
AUGUUAGGAUCUGGCUCGUAUGGUGUUGUAUACCAUGCACAGAACAUUAUCAAUGACGAUGAAUUUGCCGUCAAACUUGAGCCUCUUAUCGACAACUCAUCCUCUUUAGAACAUGAAUAUAAUACUUUGAAGCAACUUGAAGGUGGAGCUGGGAUCACGCAUGCUGUCUGGUUCGGUAGAGAAGCCGCAUAUGAUGCACUGGUUCUUGACCUCCUUGGGUCAUCACUGCAUGAUAUUUUCCUUGUGCACAAUCAAAAAUUCAACCUUUGUACCAUCCUGAAUAUCAGAGACCAACUGCUCUCAUCUCUGGAGCAUAUACACUCACAACUACUCGGUCGUGGCGCUUUAGAGAACACCGUCUUUAUUGUCGAUUUUGGUAUCGCGAAGGAGUACUGGAGCUCUACAACACAAGCCCAUAUGCCAUUUUGUCAAGGUUGA